UUUAAAGCUAUAGCUAUACAUCAAAACAUCAGUGUUACGAGUGUGUGAAUUAAUUUUUUGUAUUAUUUUUUGUUUGGAGCAAAUAAUAUGAAUACAAAAGAAAAAGAAAAAUAUAUCGAAGAAUUUGAUUUUCCUCAUUGCGAUGAAUCUUCUAAAUAUGAAAAAGUUGCGAAAAUUGGUCAGGGUACUUUCGGAGAAGUAUUCAAAGCAAGGGAUAAAAAAACUAAUAAAAAAUUCGUAGCAAUGAAAAAAGUUUUGAUGGAUAAUGAGAAAGAAGGGUUUCCUAUAACUGCACUAAGAGAAAUAAGAAUAUUACAAUUAUUGAAACAUGAAAAUGUAGUGAAUCUUAUAGAAAUUUGUAGAACAAGAGGAACUUUUGCAGCGACACAGUACAAUAGAUAUCGGUCUACUUUCUACCUCGUAUUUGAUUUUUGCGAACAUGAUCUUGCUGGUUUGUUAUCCAAUGUAAAUGUAAAAUUUAGUUUAGGAGAAAUUAAAAAGGUCAUGCAGCAAUUGUUAAAUGGCUUGUAUUAUAUUCAUAGUAAUAAGAUUUUACAUAGAGAUAUGAAGGCUGCGAAUGUUUUAAUUACAAAAAAUGGCAUAUUGAAACUGGCCGAUUUUGGUUUAGCAAGAGCAUUUAGCGCUAAUAAGAAUGGUCAACCAAAUCGUUACACAAACAGAGUUGUGACUCUUUGGUACAGGCCUCCGGAGUUAUUAUUAGGGGAUAGAAAUUAUGGUCCACCAGUAGAUUUAUGGGGUGCAGGAUGUAUAAUGGCUGAAAUGUGGACAAGAUCGCCUAUAAUGCAAGGUAAUACAGAACAACAACAAUUAAUAUUAAUUUCACAAUUAUGUGGUUCUAUAACGACUGAAGUUUGGCCAGGAGUAGAACGUUUAGAAUUAUUUAAUAAAAUGGAUUUACCCAAGGGCCAGAAAAGAAAAGUUAAAGAUAGACUGAAGCCAUAUUUAAAAGAUCCCUAUGCCUGUGACUUAUUGGAUAAACUUCUUAUCCUUGAUCCUAGUAAAAGAUACGAUUCUGAUUCUGCUUUAAAUCAUGACUUUUUCUGGACUGAUCCAAUGCCUUGUGAUCUCAGUAAAAUGUUAGCACAACAUACACAAAGUAUGUUUGAAUAUCUAGCACCACCAAGACGACCAGGUCAUAUGCGACAUCCUCAUCAUCAAGUACCAGGUGGUCCGACAAAACCUAGUUCAAGUAUGGCCGAUAGUGGAUAUCAAGAUCGAGUUUUCUAAAUAAAUUAAUAAGAGUAGCACAUGUAAUAAUGAAUGCGUCCCAUAGCAUUUUUAUUUUUUAGUCUUUUUUAUAAGAAUAUAAUAUAUUUAAUAUCAUUCAUUAUGGCCCAAUAAGCCAAGAAAGAGGACUUGAUAUUACAAAAUACAAACAUAAAAACUAUUAAUCUUAUAACUCAUAAAUUAGUUACAGUCUUUUUUAACUUAAAAUAAACUUAAUCUAAUUUCGUUUAAUACAAUGUUCCUAAAAGGAACUCUUUGGUCGUUUUAAGCAUACUUUAAACUUUAAAGUACGCAUGAUACUUUAUAUCUUGUGAUAUGGUUUGGUAGUUUAUAUUUUAUUCCAGUGAUUCUAUUUCUACCAUACUUUUCUUUCAGUAUUGUUUUUAAUUUCUUCUCUUUGUUCAAUUGCUGUUCUACUCUUAUUUGACUGUAACCACAUUCUUCAACGUGUGCCAGCCAUCGUUUCAACUUUUUCUUUUCCCAUAUAUAUAUAAAUAUUUUAACUUUCUCAAUAUCAUUUUCUGUCUAAUAAUUUUUGAUCUUUUGUCGUACAAUUUCAAUUUUUUCCUUUCGAAUCUCUCGUCGUUUCUUUUAUACACGCUAUUUGUUUUUUCUUAUUUUUUCCUUAAUAAUUCUUCUAAAUCUACAAUCAGUAUUGUAAAAAGAUUUGGUCUCAUGCUUCCUUGCAAAACUUCUUCAUUUAUUUAGAAUUUUUCUGACUUUUCUCUUAAACUAUUUUUAUCUUCUCUCUUAUUUCUGCCUUUCCGUUUAACUUUCUCAGCACUUCCCUGUUUACUGUAUUAAAUGGUGUUCUUAAAUCUAUAAGGAAUGCCAUUAAUUCUCUCUUUCUUUAUUUCAUUUCUUUUCUAAUAUAUGCUGUUAGAUCUAUAAGUUUUCUAUUAUACUUCUGUUUUUCCUGAAUCCUGUUUGUGUCUCUAGCAGUAUCUUUUUCUUUUUUAUUUCCUCAUUUAUCCUGUCAUUUAAUACCAUUGUAUAUAUAUUUUAUACCCUCUGUUUAGAAUCGUUACCUCUCUAUAAUUGUUGAUUUCAUUAUAAGGAUAUAAUGUAUAAUAACUUAUACAAAUAUGUAACAUAUGUAUACAUGUCAGCGAUACCACUAUGUGUUUUUCAAGUGAAAUUAUGAAUAAAAUUUAAUUGUUUAGGUUAUAAAAGUGUUACAUGAAACUGAGCGUGAAAGAAUUGUGUAAAUUUUGUGUGUGUGUGUGUGUGUGUGUAUACGUAUGCGUGAGCACGUGCAUAUAAAUUUGUUAUCUUUUGUACGUAAUUAUGAUCUGAUAAAUGCAUUAUUCUUUGUAUUUAUAUAUAUAUAUAUAUAUAUA
Vespa velutina is the source of this 2588-nucleotide messenger RNA. Its product is annotated as cyclin-dependent kinase 9-like. The transcript has 7 exons. Gene Ontology annotation, cellular component: nucleus. The record is from RefSeq and is a predicted model, not a curated record. The coding region runs from base 88 to 1248 and encodes 386 amino acids. Gene Ontology annotation, molecular function: ATP binding; cyclin-dependent protein serine/threonine kinase activity. Gene Ontology annotation, biological process: protein phosphorylation. Lineage: Eukaryota; Metazoa; Arthropoda; Insecta; Hymenoptera; Vespidae.